Drosophila teissieri is the source of this 2488-nucleotide messenger RNA. RefSeq names its product ethanolaminephosphotransferase 1. Lineage: Eukaryota; Metazoa; Arthropoda; Insecta; Diptera; Drosophilidae. Gene Ontology annotation, biological process: phosphatidylethanolamine biosynthetic process. Gene Ontology annotation, molecular function: ethanolaminephosphotransferase activity. The coding region runs from base 337 to 1620 and encodes 427 amino acids. The transcript is spliced from 5 exons. The record is from RefSeq and is a predicted model, not a curated record. Gene Ontology annotation, cellular component: endoplasmic reticulum membrane; Golgi apparatus.
GUGUUGGUGGCUGUGCGUGUGCGAGCGUGAAUAAAAAACAGCCGGCGGCAGCGGCGGCAACAGAAGCGGCAGAAAUCAGUUUUCGCAAUAAAAAUAAACGCGAGCUAUAUCUGGCUGAAAGUCGUGCCCAGAAUUUUCACUUCCACUUCGGUUAACGUUAGACUUCUGUCAUCAUGUUCUGACCACACAGCUUACAACGUCCAACGCGCUCAGGAGUUGCCUUUAUCAAAGAACCCCCGCCUUCUCGGUGCUCUCCUUGUUGAAGACCGUCGCGUGUUUUUCCGCUUAGAUUAAAAAACGCUGAAGCACUCGUAGUUCCCUAAGAAACCAUUGAAAAUGAGACAACUAGUCAGACGAUUUAUGGACCACCAGUAUCUGACGCAGGAGCAGAUCAAUGGGUUCGACAACUACAAGUACAGUGCCAUUGAUACCUCACCGCUGAGUCAGUAUGUGAUGCAUCCUUUUUGGGAUUGGCUAGUUAAGUUCUUUCCGCGCUGGUUUGCGCCCAACCUGAUGACCUUUCUGGGCUUCCUGUUCAGCGCCAUGAACCUAGUGCUGCUCUCCUACUAUGACUGGAACUUUGAAGCCAGUUCCGGCGAGGAGGGCACCACCCCCAUUCCGUCGUGGGUCUGGCUCUGCACAGCCAUCAAUAUCUUUUUAGCUUACACGCUGGACGGGAUUGAUGGCAAACAAGCACGCCGCAUUGGAUUAUCUGGUCCGCUGGGAGAGCUCUUCGAUCACGGGUUGGAUUCAUAUACCGCCAUGUUGAUCCCGACGUGCCUGUACAGCAUUUUUGGACGCAGCCGCGUGUAUUCGGUGCGACCCAUGAGGAUGUACUACGUGUGCCUAACAGUAUACUUCAACUUCUUCGUUUCGCACUGGGAGAAGUAUAACACAGGCAUCCUCUAUUUGCCCUGGGGUUAUGACCUCAGCAUGUGGGGCAGCACCGCCAUGUACCUAGUCACCUGGUGGUUGGGUUACGAACGCUGGAAGUUUGAACUACCGCUGGGAUCCUACGGAACCCUGCCAUUGGGCAAUGUCAUGGAGGCAGUGUUGCAUGUCAGUGCUAUGGCGAAUCUUCCACUAGUCAUUAUUAACGUCUACAACUCCUAUGCGCAUCGCACAGGUCGCCUACUAUCUUUUUGGGAGGCCGUUCGACCCAUGUGGCCCUUCUUCACCUACUUUGUCAUUCUGCUCGCCUGGCCAUAUGUAUCGCCGAACGACAUCAUGGAAAAGGAUCCUCGCGCUAUUUUCAUGCUGAGCGGCACAAUCUUUUCCAACGUCAGCUGUCGUUUGAUUGUCUCCCAAAUGUCCGUGACAAGAUGUGAGGCGUGGCAUUGGCAGACGCCAAUGUUUGUCAUAUCCUUCUUGACGAGCCUGUGGAUUCCGCUGCUGGAAAGGCCUUUGCUGUACUUGCUUCUGAUUGUGACCACAUUGAGUCACUGGCAAUACGGGGCCAGCGUGGUAAACCAGAUGUGCGAGCAUUUCAACCGGGUCUGCUUUACGGUCCACAAGCGAAUGCCGCAAGAAGAGCUCUCUAAGAAGAAGGCUCUGCUGGCAGAGAAAAUCAAUCAGGCAGAUAAACCACAAACGGAGGAGCCAUUGAAGAAAGAGAAAUAAGGCAUCGGAUUGGGUUUUUUUUGGAUUAGUUGCGAGUUAUUUUGCAAGUUUUUCUGUAUAUCAAGGAGGCUGUUUAGUUAAACAAUUCUUGUGAGAUUAUGUAUAAUUUGUCUUAGUUAGAAUAUAUCUAAAAAUUGACUAUAGUGCUACAUUAACAUUGGAGCUUGUUGGCACAUUUCCAAUGACUAUUUACGUAAUGCUCUCUUCCAAUGAUAAUUUGUAAACUCUACAGUUAAAUCCGAACUUGACGUUAUCUGUAUUGUAUCCAAACUUCAAUGACCCCUUGUAGAUCAAUGGAAUUUACGAGUAAUCAUGACAAGUGAUCUGAUCUGCUGCUAAGAUAUGAAAUAAGUAUAGUUAGUAGGCUAAAAUAGCGGCCAGGCAUGUUCCAGUCCAUAAACUCAGCUCAACUAUGCAACAGAGCGGCUUACUACUUGUUCUAGCCUUCAGCUAUCCAACUUCAGUGCAAAGGUUACGCAAAAUCCUUAUAUUUUAAAAACGCUUGCUUCCGCUGACCUUGAUAGCAAUCAAUGUUUUAUAUUCGUCUAGACGUAAUCGAAUAAUUAUUUCCACGCUUAAUUUAUUUUAUUUCCAUUGUACAAGUUUUAAAUGCUCCACAAACACGAAUACACGAACACCAACUUUUCUAACUAAAUAACCGCAAAGACCUCUAAUUAUUUAAACACAUAAGCAUAGUCGUUAUUUUUAAACCAAAUCCCAAUGUCAUUCAACUGUAAUGUGACGUCGUCCAUAGCGCCACUGCACGCUUUAUUGUAUGGAAUCUAUUCAUGUACCCCAAAACCGGGCUACCUCGCCCCACACAUUGUGUUAAAGACAAGACAGUAUACAAAUAAAACAAAAAACCAAA